GCAGCGGCGGGUGGAGCAGCGGGUGGUAAUUGGGUUAAGAUAAAUAAGUGCAUUUUCUGCACAAGACGACGGCGCUUAUAAAUAGGCAGGCACAACAACAGCACAACAGAACCCAGACACCGUACACCGAUUCAAUCCGAUCCGAACCACCCCCGGCCCGGCCAGUUGCGUUGUGCUGAAUGUCCUACUGGCGCUGGUUGUGGCUAGCCCUCAAAAUGAUCUACCAGCUUCUGUGCUGCUCCGUGAGCCUGAUCUUCUUCUGCUUCAACGUCUUCUGGCUGUUCUGCAAUCUGGCCAUACCCUGGUGCACCCUCACACUGGUCGUGGUCUGUGUCGCCUCCAAGUUUGUGAAGCUGCAGCGCAGUCCCAACGAGAAGCGUCUGCUCAGUCUACUGAGCACACCGGAGGAUAGACCCAGCUACUGGCCAAUCGCUAACCGGGCGGCCGGCUACGAUGCGCCCGAGAACUCCAAGGCAGCUAUCAAAAAGUGCCUCGCACGUGGAUAUCGAAACGUGCUUUUAGACGCCGGCCUCACAUCCUGCGGCGAAAUCGUGGUGGCCAACCCCAAGCGGCUGAACGUGCCCCAGCAACCGUUGACGGAGUUGCAGAAGCUGAACAUCAUGGACCAGCAUCCAAUGGGGUCGCAGUACGAGGCGGAAACGGUGGCUACACUCAGGCAGUUGUCGGACUUUCUGGACGCGGAGGAUGCGACUCAGGCCACCUUCUUUCUGCGGCUACACGACAACAGCCCUCGCAUGCUUGAUCAGCUGCAAAAGUUCAUGGCCGACAACGAGACGUUCACCCAACGCACAGUUGUGAUAAGUCGCUCCCCAUUGGCUAUAUACCAGCUGCGUAAGCUACAGCCAGAAAUCAUAUGUGGCCUGUGGCACGAGACCUAUUUGUCGCUGUCCAUCCUGAAGUCCUCUACACUGAUUACCUCCGUCUACGGCGCAAUCUUUCGAAACAUCAUUGCUCCCGUGAUCGGAAUUAGCGUGGUCUUUUUGAACAAAGAAGAGUUUAACCUUCACAUUGCCGACCUGUGGCGCAACGUUGGCGUUCGUCCAAUUGUCUAUAUGGUGAACUCGCCCAACGAGAAGCGCUACUUCCAAAAGACCAUGAAAAUCCAGUAUCUAACGGAUUCGUUGCGCUCAGAGCCGCACCUCCUUGUGAAAGCCUAGAGGAACGAACACAACGACCCAGGCAGACGCACAAAAAACUUAAACACAAAACUGUGUUUGCAUUUAGCGCAGCGCUUAGACCGUAGAUACAACUUGUUUUAGUGUCCCGUCGUCCACUUCCAUGUGUUUUAUAGAAGCUUUAGAAAGUAUUAUUCGAUAUUUGCUAGCACCCACAGCACCAGUGAGAUCAAAGCUAUGAUUUAAUUGUAUAUUUAUGUUUAAAUAGGUUCUGUGCUUUAUUUUAUUUAUAUCGACCACCCGAUUUAUUUCGGUAUGCUAUUUAUUUUGUUAUGUAUGGCUUUAUAUUUUUUAUACCCGCCGCGAAAUGUUCUCAAAGUUUGUAUAGGCUUAUACAUAUACAGUGUACAAUAUUUCUACCUUUAUACUCAACACACAACCGUAUGUGUAUGUCUUUUUGAUGUGCUUUAUACUUACAUAUACAGAAUUCGCUAUGGUUUUGAGUCCCCUGAAAAGGUGUCCUUGUCUCAAAAUCCCUUACAAGUAAUUGCCUAAACCUUAGAAUUUAUGUAUGUCAGUAUACCAAAAAUACGAAAUAAUUAAAAAUUGAUACGAUUCGAUGAUACGACACGAAAAAAUA
Messenger RNA from Drosophila kikkawai, 1776 nucleotides. Its product is annotated as glycerophosphodiester phosphodiesterase 1. Gene Ontology annotation, molecular function: glycerophosphodiester phosphodiesterase activity. Gene Ontology annotation, biological process: N-acylethanolamine metabolic process; ethanolamine metabolic process; phospholipid metabolic process. The record is from RefSeq and is a predicted model, not a curated record. Gene Ontology annotation, cellular component: plasma membrane. Lineage: Eukaryota; Metazoa; Arthropoda; Insecta; Diptera; Drosophilidae.